Messenger RNA from Osmia lignaria (orchard mason bee), 2538 nucleotides. RefSeq names its product odorant receptor 85b-like. Gene Ontology annotation, biological process: sensory perception of smell; detection of chemical stimulus involved in sensory perception of smell. NCBI's taxonomy places the organism in Eukaryota, Metazoa, Arthropoda, Insecta, Hymenoptera, Megachilidae. Gene Ontology annotation, cellular component: plasma membrane. The record is from RefSeq and is a predicted model, not a curated record. Gene Ontology annotation, molecular function: olfactory receptor activity; odorant binding.
AUGAAAAAUCAGCAACAAAGCGCAAGCGCUGGUGGCUUACCUCCGAAGCAUUAUCAAAUACGACACCGCAGUAUCAAACGAGCUUUCACCAUGAAGAAACCAUUCACAAAUGGAACGAAACCCCUCGUGAUCGAUGACUACGAGAAAAACUUGAACCUGAGUAUCCAAUGGUGUCGUUGGAUAUUAAAACCGAUGGGUAUCUGGCCGAAUUCGUCCAACGUUCCACAAACGCAAAUUUACUUCUACCGUCUGAUAAACGCAGUGUGUUAUAGUUUACUCAACUUUCUGUUACUGCCUUGCAGUUUGUACACGAUCCUCGAAGUCGAAGACGUUUACAACAAGAUCAAACUAUUUGGACCAUCAAGUUUCUGCGUGAUGGCACUGUUAAAAUAUUAUUUAUUAAUUCUUCACGGGAAUAGUAUUCGUGAGUGUAUUAAAUGGAUCGAACAGGAUUGGGAGAACGCCAGAUGUCAGGAGGACAAGAAGAUCAUGGUGGAGAACGCGAAUUUUGGAAGGAAACUGAUUCUUCUUUGCACUUUCUUUAUGUACAGUGGUUUCGCGUUUUAUUACAUCGCUGUACCGAUUAGCGUAGGUAAAAUAACCGCAGAGAAUGAAAACUUUACCUUCGUACCACUGGUAUUUCCCUUUUCAAGUUUGAUAGUUGAUACUCGCCAUAGUCCAAAGAACGAGAUCAUUUUCUUAGUUCAAUUGGUAGCUGGUGCCUUGAUGCAUAGCAUCACGGCAGCUGCUUGCGGUUUGGCAGCUAUUCUCGCGGUUCACGCUUGCGGACAAAUGGAGGUUUUGAUGAACUGGCUGAAACAUUUGAUUGAUGGUAGAUCAGAUAUGGGCGAGACCGUGGAUGUCAGAAUCGCGAACGUUGUGAAUCAACACGUGAAGAUACUUCGAUUUUUAACCCUUAUAGAGCAAAUACUUCGACAUAUAUCUUUGGUGGAGUUUUUGGGAUGUACAUUGAAUUUGUGUCUGCUUAGUUAUUAUACCAUUAUGGAAUGGAAUCGAAAUGAUAUGACAAGUUCCGUGACUUACAGUGUUCUCCUUGUGUCUCUUACUUUCAAUAUAUUCAUAUUUUGUUACAUAGGAGAACUUGUAAGUGAGCAGUGCAGAAAAAUUGGAGAGAUGUCAUACAUGAUCGACUGGUAUAGAUUGCCAGGAAAACGAAAACUUUGCAUUAUUUUGAUCAUUGAAAUGUCCAAUUCUUCGAUCAAACUCACGGCAGGAAAUAUCAUAGAAAUGUGUUUUAGCACGUUCGGCAAUGUAAGUAUCCAAAGGAACUACCGAACGUCAAAGAUGCAUAAAGCAUCGACAGAGAAGAAUUCUUUUCAAAUGAAACACGACUAUUGGAGAAACGUGAACUUGAGCAUCAAACUGAAUCGCUGGAUAUUGAAACCAAUUGGUGCCUGGCCAAAAUCCAGCCAUAUUCCAAUCGUCGAAAAAUACUUUACGUGGAUUAAAAACGCCGUCUGUUAUUUUCUGAUAAGUUUCCUGUUUGUGCCUUGUUUGACUUUUUUGAUCCUCGAAGUAAACGAUACUUACAUCAGGAUCAAAUUGGUCGGUCCUUUAAGCUUUUUCUUAAUGUCGAUCAUUAAGUAUUACCUGUUAAUCCUUCAUAAGGACGACGUUCUGAAGUGUGUGGAACAGAUCCAAUGGGAUUGGAAGAAUAUUCAAAACCUGGAUGAAAGAAAAAUCAUGAUGAUGAAUGCGAAUUACGCACGAAAAUUGAUCAUCAUUUGUACGUUCUUCAUGUAUAGUUCUUUCGUGUUUUACUACGUCGCCUUACCGAUUAGCGUGGGAAAAAUUUCAGCAGAGGAUGCGAAUUUUACGUUCAUCCCAUUGCCGUUUCCUUCCUCGCGACACAUCAUCGAUUAUCGUCAAAGUCCUAUCAACGAAAUCUUCUUCAGCACGCAAUGUCUGGCCGGUGUCGUGAUGCACGCUGUCGCAGUUGGUGCUUGUGGCUUGGCUGCAACCUUUGCUACACACGCUUGCGGUCAAAUGGAGAUUUUAAUGAACUGGUUGCAUCAUUUGAUAAACGGACGAGAGGACUUGGAUAAAACUUUGAACGGCAGGAUUGCGAGUAUCGUGGAACAACAUGUUCGGAUAUUAAAAUUUUUGGCACUCACGGAAAAGGCGCUCCAACAAAUAUCCUUCGUAGAAUUUUUAGGAUGCACAAUGAAUCUGUGUUUGCUUGGAUAUUAUAGUCUUAUGGAAUGGAAUCCAAAAGAUAUAGCUUUUUCUCUGACUUACAUGGUAUUAGUCACAUCAUUUGGUUUCAAUAUUUUCAUAUUUUGUUACAUCGGCGAGCUUGUGGCUGAGCAGUGCAGAAGAGUUGGCGAGGUGUCAUACAUGAUCGAUUGGUAUCGAUUGACAGGAAAUAAGAAGCUUUGCUGCAUCCUGUUUAUCGCAAUGUCCAAUUCGUCCAUAAAACUUACAGCUGGAAAUAUGGUUGAAUUGUCAAUUAGCACCUUCAGUGAUGUUGUCAGAACAGCAGCAGCUUUUUUCAACAUGUUGAGAGCAUUGACAUGA